Messenger RNA from Eimeria mitis, 237 nucleotides. RefSeq lists its product as uncharacterized. The coding region runs from base 1 to 237 and encodes 78 amino acids. The record is from RefSeq and is a predicted model, not a curated record. Lineage: Eukaryota; Apicomplexa; Conoidasida; Eucoccidiorida; Eimeriidae. The transcript has 2 exons.
AUGAGAAGCUGGCGAGGCCCCAGGGAGGCCCCCAGUUGCAGCACGAAGCUGCAGCAGCAGCAGCAGCAGCAGCAACAACAGCAACAACAGCAGCAGCAGGAACAGCAGCGGCGGCAGCAGCAGAGGCAGCAGCAACUGCAGCAGCAGCAACAACAACUGCAGCAGCGGCAGCAUCAGCAGCAGCAGCAGCAACUGCAGCAGCAGCAGCAACAACUGCAGCAGAAGCAGGAACAGUAG